Messenger RNA from Colius striatus (speckled mousebird), 1313 nucleotides. It is a transcript of the gene SYT4, whose product is annotated as synaptotagmin 4. The record is from RefSeq and is a predicted model, not a curated record. NCBI's taxonomy places the organism in Eukaryota, Metazoa, Chordata, Aves, Coliiformes, Coliidae. Bases 22 to 1299 code for a protein of 425 amino acids. Gene Ontology annotation, biological process: calcium-ion regulated exocytosis; vesicle fusion; cellular response to calcium ion. Gene Ontology annotation, cellular component: synapse; axon; membrane. Gene Ontology annotation, molecular function: calcium ion binding; calcium-dependent phospholipid binding; clathrin binding. The transcript is spliced from 4 exons.
CGGACAGCGCACGCCGGCAACAUGGCUCCGAUCACCGCCAGCCGCCAGCAGUUCGAUGAAAUUCCUACAGUGGUUGGGAUCUUUAGUGCAUUUGGCCUUGUCUUCUCUGUCUCCCUGUUUGCUUGGAUCUGCUGCCAACGUAAAUCUUCCAAAUCCAAUAAGACCCCUCCAUACAAGUUUGUCCAUGUUCUGAAGGGGGUCGAUAUUUACCCAGAGAAUCUUAACAGUAAGAAGAAGUUUGGAGCAGAUGACAAAAGUGAAGCAAAGAACAAAUCAGCAGUGCCAAAGAAUUCUCUCCAUCUUGACCUGGAGAAGAGAGAUCUAAAUGGCAACUUCCCCAAAACAACCCCUAAAAACCAGAGCUCUCCAGAUCCUGAAAAUUUGUCUCCUAAUCAUUUUUCAGAAAGGAAGAAGGAUUCAGUAUCCCCUGAUAGUUUAAAAUCCAUGGCUUCCCUGUCCUCUGAAGAUAAACAAGAUAAGCUAGGAACUCUCUUUUUCUCCUUAGAGUAUAACUUUGAGAAAAAGGCAUUUGUAGUGAACAUCAAAGAAGCACGUGGGCUGCCAGCAAUGGAUGAACAAUCAAUGACUUCUGAUCCCUAUAUCAAAAUGACAAUCCUGCCUGAGAAGAAGCACAAAGUGAAAACCAGAGUGCUGAGAAAAACCUUAGAUCCAGCUUUUGAUGAGACUUUCACGUUUUAUGGGAUCCCAUAUAGCCAAAUUCAAGACUUAACACUCCACUUUAUGAUCUUGAGCUUUGACAGGUUUUCCAGAGAUGAUGUCAUUGGAGAAGUGCUCAUUCCCCUCGCAGGAACUGAACUGUCUGAAGGAAGGCUGCUAAUGGACAGAGAGAUCAUCAAAAGAAAUGUUAGGAAAUCAUCUGGGCGUGGAGAAUUAUUGAUCUCUCUCUGUUAUCAGUCUACAACAAACACUCUCACUGUGGUUGUCUUAAAAGCCAGACACCUACCUAAAUCUGAUGUGUCAGGAUUAUCAGACCCCUAUGUCAAAGUGAACCUGUACCAUGCUAAGAAGAGAAUUUCUAAAAAGAAAACCCAUGUGAAGAAAUGCACCCCAAAUGCAGUGUUCAAUGAAUUGUUUGUUUUUGACAUUCCUUGUGAGGGUCUUGAUGAUAUCAGCAUUGAAUUUUUGGUUUUAGAUUCAGAUAGGGGGUCAAGGAAUGAGGUCAUUGGUCGGUUAACCUUGGGAUCUUCAGCAGAAGGAACAGGUGGAGAGCAUUGGAAAGAAAUCUGUGAAUAUCCUAGGAGACAAAUUGCCAAAUGGCACAUGUUGUGUGAUGGUUAGCAACUUAAAGAGGG